Messenger RNA from Drosophila suzukii, 1368 nucleotides. RefSeq lists its product as uncharacterized. The record is from RefSeq and is a predicted model, not a curated record. NCBI's taxonomy places the organism in Eukaryota, Metazoa, Arthropoda, Insecta, Diptera, Drosophilidae.
AGCCUAUGUAAAAAGUUCAUUCCAAAUUGGAAUUUCCAACAUUAACAGUGUCUAAAUCCAAAUCUCAGAAAUAUAUAUAUUUCCAAAAACAAUUAUCAUGGGUCGCAGUAAGAUAAGAAGGAAGGUGCAUUUGUAUCGUCCUUUUAUGAAUCGAAGAACUACAGAGGAUUACUAUUUGACGCCCGAGCAGGUAAGGCGUAUAGUCCAGCGAUGGUAUUUCAUAUGGAACCCUCUUUCGGAAUCGGAAUCGAAGUGCAGUUCCAUUAAAGAAAGCCCCUUAAAGGAGCCAAGUGCCUAUGGCGAUUGGCAUUUGCUAGGGGGGAAAUACGAUUUCGAGACGACUGGCCGGCAAAUCCUGAUGAAUCUGAGCAACCAUCCCGCUCCGGAGGUAAUAUAUCCGCCCGUCUCGUUGGCCUCCAUAGUGCCCAACACCCUGCGGAUUAACAGUCCACCUUAUAUUACCCAUACGAUCUUCGAGCAUGUUAUGGAGGACAUAUGUGAACGGGCCAAGGCCUAUAUGAAACCACCCGAAUGUGAGGGAGCCGUGGGCUAUGAUCGACGGUACUACGACAGCCCCAUUCUGAUAAAAGCCCUUGGCAAUCGACCCAGUCGUCGUGGUCCCUUACCCACCCGAAGAAAUAUGGAUGGGGAAUCCUGGAUGGAUGGCCGCUACUGUGCCAAAUUAUUUGUAGAACUCAAUGAACCUCUGGUGGACUAUGCGAAAAUUCGUCAAUGCCGCAGGCGUAAGAGGCCACCAUCGAAGCGAAGUAAACUCUUGGCGGGAUUGAAAAAGAAAACGGUUGCCAAGAGGAAUACCAAAUGGACGCGUCCACGGGCCAGGCUUGUAUUCCAUUCGGAACCAGAGCGGAUUGACCAACAGUGGGAGAUUUUCGAGGAGGAGCCACUGCCCUCGGAUGAUUAUUAUGUGGAGUAUGUGAAUGACGAAGUCGAUCUGGAGCCAGAGCAAUCCGGGCACUCCUCGGUGGACGACGAUUUGAUACCAAAGGAAACCCGAUCCCAAUCGGAUCUUGCACUGGACUACUUGAGGGCCUGUCCAAGGCUAAGGCGCUGUCACAGCCUAGGAAGUCUUUAAUAUAUGGAUGUAUUUUUCACUACCACUUGAUGCAACAUUUUAAAAAUUCCAAUGUGUCAAUAUUAAGAAUUCAAAAUUCCAAUACGCGUAUCAUCACUUUUCGAAAAGCCCUAUUUAAGCAACAAUAAUAUAUAAAUACUUUCAAUUUCGAGAAGUCCAUUCAAGAAAGCCCCCUUCUCGAGACCCCCUAUUCCGAUUUCACGCAAUUAAAAAGACCAGCAGUUAAACGAGGAAAAAGAGCGGCAAUUGUAACAGGCGGCAAGCUCAUCGAUCAG